This is a messenger RNA of Apodemus sylvaticus (European woodmouse), 922 nucleotides long. RefSeq names its product ribonuclease K6. Gene Ontology annotation, biological process: antibacterial humoral response; innate immune response; antimicrobial humoral immune response mediated by antimicrobial peptide. Lineage: Eukaryota; Metazoa; Chordata; Mammalia; Rodentia; Muridae. The record is from RefSeq and is a predicted model, not a curated record. Gene Ontology annotation, molecular function: nucleic acid binding; RNA nuclease activity. The transcript has 2 exons. The coding region runs from base 206 to 667 and encodes 153 amino acids.
GCUCACUUGGAGGUAGAGAGUCUCACCCACUAUACUUCUGCAAAAUCUAAGGUUUCUCUUUCAUAGGCUUAAGAAUAAGUCCUGCCCUGACCCACCUAGCCAGCUGUGACUGUCUUGAAGAAGAGGAGCAAACAAAACAUUCUGAGCCUGGGACUGAUCAUCUGCCCCUGUUCACAAUAGGAGCCCAGCACAAGCACAUGAAAACAUGGUGGUGAACCUUCCCAGGUACCUUCCUCUCCUAUUGCUGCUGGGCUCGUGGGAGUCCAUGUGUCUACUUCGCGCACAGCCUAAGGGUCUCUCCAAGGCACACUGGUUUGAAAUUCAGCACAUACAGACAAGUCCUCAGCCAUGCAACACAGCCAUGCGCAGCGUCAAUAAUUAUACCCAACACUGUAAACAGAAAAACACCUUUCUGCAUGAAUCUUUCCAGAAUGUUGCUGCUACUUGUGGUUUGCACAAUAUCACCUGCAAGAAUGGUCGGAAGAACUGCCACAAGAGCGCAGAGCCUGUCAAAAUGACUGACUGCUCACACACCGGAAAAGCCUAUCCCAACUGCCGCUACAGAAGUGAUGUCCAAUACAAAUUCUUCAUUGUGGCCUGUGAACACCCAAAGAAGGAUGACCCUCCCUACAAACUGGUGCCUGUGCACUUAGAUAAGAUUGUGUAAGGUUAGGUCUGUUUGUCUGUUUGACAUAGGUUCUCUUACAGUUUAUCCCACUUUGCCUUUUGUUCCAACAGAAAUGGGAAGGUGUUGGACCAAUUAAGAUGCCUAAGCUAUUAAAAUGGAGUAAAAAAAAUUAAAGAUUGCACAGGUUAUGAUGUAGCUCAGGAAAUGAGCACUUGCUUGGUGCACAGAGGUCCCUGGAUUCAAUCAUCAUAACCCCCACCAAAGAAAGAGAGAGGGGGGAGGGAGGGAGGGGAG